Molecule: messenger RNA, 1520 nt
Organism: Mus musculus (house mouse)
Lineage: Eukaryota; Metazoa; Chordata; Mammalia; Rodentia; Muridae
Gene: Or8b54
Product: olfactory receptor family 8 subfamily B member 54
Exons: 3
Coding region: 423-1364 (313 amino acids)
Biological process (GO): G protein-coupled receptor signaling pathway; detection of chemical stimulus involved in sensory perception of smell; signal transduction
Cellular component (GO): plasma membrane; membrane
Molecular function (GO): olfactory receptor activity; G protein-coupled receptor activity
Source: RefSeq, marked validated
CAAGAACCCUGCAUAUACCUUUGUCAUAUGAAAAAAAAAAUACAUGAAGCUUUUAAACCCAUGUGAAUUGGGGGAGGAGGAGCUCACCAAGUGGCAACUGUGAUAAUAAGAAGGGUCAUUUGUACUUCCCAUUAUAUGUCAGAAGAUUAAGAACUACAUGUUAUGACUAGUAGUUCAGAAAUAUCUGUGUAUAGGAGAGAAUAUUUUUAUUCUGCAUCACUUUAUGAGUAAAGGAAUUGAAGCCUCAUAGUCUAAUAUUACGAUGAUAAGGGUAAAGUGUAGUAGUAAGGAAAUAACAAGGACUUCUGUCAUAAGACGGCCCUAAAAUCCAGUGCCUUUCCUAUAAGCACCUUGGUGAGCAGAGAACAUUCAGACUCUGACCAGAGUAUGUGCAAGGUCUUUAUCAAUUCUCUUAGAGAAGAAUGGCUCUAGUAAAUGGCUCAACUGUGACUGAAUUCAUUCUUUUGGGAUUAACAGACCAGCCUGGACUCCAAAUGCCUCUUUUCUUAUUGUUUCUAUUAAUGUACAUGAUCACAGUAUUCGGUAAUUUGACUUUGAUAUUUUUAAUUCUGUUAAAUUCUCACCUACAUACUCCCAUGUAUUUUUUUCUCUUGAAUUUAUCUUUUGUAGAUCUCUGUUAUUCUUCUGUGAUUACACCAAAAAUGCUGAUGAAUUUUAUACUAAAGAAGAAUCUUAUCUCUUAUAUGGGAUGUAUGUCCCAACUCUACUUCUUUUGUUUUUUCAUAAUUUCUGAAUGUUAUGUACUGGUGUCAAUGGCCUAUGAUCGCUAUGUUGCAAUCUGUAAUCCACUGUUGUAUAACACUGCCAUGUCCCCAAGGGUGUGUUCUUAUCUCAUGCUUGGUACAUAUUUGAUGGGAUUUUUUGAUGCUAUGAUCCAUACUGGUUGCAUGCUCAGACUGAGCUUCUGUGAUGGCAAUAUCAUCAACCACUAUUUCUGCGAUGUCCUCCCUUUGCUGCAGCUCUCUUGUACCAGCACCUAUGUCAAUGAGACAGAAAUUUUCAUUGUAGGGGGAAAAGACAUCAUUCUUCCCAGUGCCAUUAUCUUUUUCUCUUAUGGCUUCAUUCUCUCCAACAUUUUCCAAAUAAGAUCCACUUUGGGCCGGUCCAAGGCCUUCAGCACUUGCAGUUCCCAUAUAAUUGCUGUCUCUCUGUUCUUUGGAUCAUGUGGAUUCAUGUACCUGAAACCUUCCUCUGCUGUAUCUAUUGAUCAAGGAAAAAUCUCUUCCAUUUUUUAUACCAUUGUGGUUCCUAUGAUGAACCCCCUAAUUUAUAGCUUGAGAAACAAAGAUGUUAAAGUUGCCCUAAGAAAGACUUUGAGUAGGAGGAAGUUUUUAAAAGUAUAGUUGCAAAGUAGACAUUUUCUGUGUUAAUCACAUAUUUUAGUACACAAAUAUAAAUAAGUAUUCAUAUUAUCUUUAAAAAUAUUUCCACCAUUGUUAUUCCUUUUAGUCUUUUGCCUUUUUAAAAUAGUGAAAAGUAAAUCUUUUAUUUCUUACUAU